This is a messenger RNA of Punctularia strigosozonata HHB-11173 SS5, 1316 nucleotides long. RefSeq names its product enolase C-terminal domain-like protein. Gene Ontology annotation, molecular function: galactonate dehydratase activity. The transcript is spliced from 8 exons. Bases 61 to 1233 code for a protein of 390 amino acids. Gene Ontology annotation, biological process: amino acid catabolic process; D-galactonate catabolic process. Lineage: Eukaryota; Fungi; Basidiomycota; Agaricomycetes; Corticiales; Punctulariaceae. The record is from RefSeq and is a predicted model, not a curated record.
GAUACAUCCUAGUGCGACCCAGCAACCACCCCGCGUCCGUUGCUGGCCGUAUCCCUCGUCAUGUCUCCCCAUGCCUCGAAGGGUAGUCCAAUAGCAAAGAUCGAGUUAUUCCGCCUUCCUCCUCGUUGGCUCUUCGUUCGCGUUGAAACCUCCGACGGAUUCGUUGGCUGGGGUGAAAGCACGCUCGAGGGACAUACGGAGGCUGUCGAAGGCGCUUUCGAGGACUUACGCCAAAGAUUCGUCGGAUCAGACGCAGACAACAUCGAAGAUAUAUGGCAGACCGCAUAUAGAGCAAGAUUCUAUAGAGGUGGCCCUGUGCUCAUGUCAGCCUUGUCAGGCCUUGACAUCGCUUUAUGGGACAUCAAGGGACGGAAACUCAGUGUACCGGUCUGGCAGCUCCUGGGAGGCAAGGUACGCGAUCGCGCCCGCGUUUAUGGAUGGAUUGGCGGCGAUAAACCGGAGGACGUUCUUGAGCAAGCCGCAUAUAGGGAAGCCCAAGGCUUCACGGCCGUGAAGAUGAACGCGACUGAUGCCCUCGAGUGGAUUGACUCUCCCGCGAGGCUCGAGUCGUGUGCGAACCGCGUUAAAGAGGUCCGAUCGCUUGGAAUAGACGUUGGCGUGGACUUCCAUGGUCGCCUUCACAAGGGUAUGGCGAGGCAGCUCGCGAAGCUACUAGAGCCUGAGAAACCGAUGUUCAUCGAAGAACCCCUGCUGCCUACCCAGCCGGAAGAGAUCGCUGACCUCGCGAGAUCGGUUUCCACCCCGAUUGCGGUCGGCGAAAGGUUAUAUACGCGACAUGAUUUCCGACCUUACUUCGAGAAACGAGCGAUAGACAUCGCUCAGCCAGACGUUUCUCACUGUGGCGGCAUAUCGGAACUCAGACGCAUAGCGUCCAUGGCAGAGACAUACGACGUCGCUCUCGCGCCACAUUGUCCGUUAGGGCCAAUAGCGCUUGCGGCAUGCCUACAAGUUGCGAUCAGCGCACCGAACUUUGUAAUACAGGAGAUGAGCUGGGAGAUCCACUACAACAAAGGAGCUGAUCUCGCAACGUACCUCGUCGACCCAUCCGUAUUCGCCAUCAAAAACGGUUUCGUGGAGGCACUUUACGGACCUGGUAUAGGCAUCGAGAUCAAUGAAGCACUCGUCAGAGAGACGUCGGAGAGUUAUGUCAAAGAGAAGGCAUGGAGGAACGACGUGUGGAGAGGCGAGGAUGGCAGUUUGAGGGAGUGGUAGCAAGCUAUCAUUGAAUCUUCACGUUCGCUCGGCGGUCUCUAGCAUGGUAAAUUGGACAAUGGAAUCUAUUUGGUAAUUACUCG